CGAUGCUAUCAAUUUAUCUUUUUCCAAUCACACAAAUCAGCAAACAUGUCAUUAGUCGGUGCUCUUCUUUUCUGCAACGACUGCGGUGGUCUUUUGGAGCGAUGCCCUGCCUCCCAGGCAAACAUUGACUGCGAUGUCUGUGGCAAGAGAAACCAGAACAAAUGGCCCACGUCCAUUACCACCGAAUCCGCCUCUACAGCAUUUCCCUCUCGUCUCCGUGACGCCCGCUCGGAGAUCCAAGUUUUGAGUGCUGAAGACCGCGAGACCUGGGCCAUGACUACUACAGCAUGUCCUCAGUGUGCGAACCCAGAGAUGAGAUUUAGAGAUGUGCAGUUGAGAGGCGCGGAUGAGGGUAGUACGAUCUUCUACAGGUGCCCGGCUUGUGAUUAUAAGUUUAAUACCAACAACUAAGGAGAGAUGGUGAUGGAUAUGUUGAGGGUGAAUGUUGUGGAAGAAGUUACAUUGGAGAGGAGUCCAAAAGAGAUUGCUAGUUUGAUACCCACGUUAACACUUUUGUUUACCAAAUCCCUUCUAAUCAGUAGCAUCUUCUCCCGCAAAAAGCUG
This is a messenger RNA of Aureobasidium subglaciale EXF-2481, 564 nucleotides long. RefSeq lists its product as uncharacterized. The coding region runs from base 46 to 411 and encodes 121 amino acids. The record is from RefSeq and is a predicted model, not a curated record. The transcript has 3 exons. Gene Ontology annotation, cellular component: RNA polymerase I complex. Lineage: Eukaryota; Fungi; Ascomycota; Dothideomycetes; Dothideales; Saccotheciaceae. Gene Ontology annotation, biological process: DNA-templated transcription; termination of RNA polymerase I transcription. Gene Ontology annotation, molecular function: DNA-directed RNA polymerase activity; nucleic acid binding; zinc ion binding.